Messenger RNA from Aspergillus nidulans FGSC A4, 1156 nucleotides. RefSeq names its product ribosomal 60S subunit protein L5. Gene Ontology annotation, molecular function: 5S rRNA binding; structural constituent of ribosome. Bases 32 to 937 code for a protein of 301 amino acids. The transcript is spliced from 3 exons. Gene Ontology annotation, biological process: translation; ribosomal large subunit assembly. The record is from RefSeq and is a predicted model, not a curated record. Gene Ontology annotation, cellular component: cytosolic large ribosomal subunit; cytoplasm; ribosome. NCBI's taxonomy places the organism in Eukaryota, Fungi, Ascomycota, Eurotiomycetes, Eurotiales, Aspergillaceae.
GCAACCGUCGACAACCAGCCCAACAGUCAAAAUGGCCCCUUACUCGAAGACCGUCAAGUCCAGCGCGUACUACAGUCGCUACCAGACCAAGUACCGCCGUCGCAGAGAGGGAAAGACCGACUACUAUGCUCGUAAGCGCCUGAUCACCCAGGCCAAGAACAAGUACAACGCUCCCAAGUACCGCCUGGUCGUUCGCUUCACCAACCGCGACAUCGUCACCCAGAUCGUCUACUCUGAAAUCACCGGUGACAAGGUUUUCGCCAGCGCCUACUCCCACGAGCUCAAGCGCUAUGGCAUCACCAACGGUCUGACCAACUGGGCUGCCGCCUACGCUACCGGUCUCCUCCUUGCCCGCCGCACUCUCAAGAAGCUCGGCCUUGACGAGGAUUUCACCGGUGUUGAGGAGCCCGAUGGAGAGUUCUCCCUCACUGAGGCUGCCGAGACCGAGGAGGGUACUCGCCGCCCCUUCAAGGCCUUCCUCGACGUUGGUCUUGCCCGUACCUCCACUGGUGCCCGUGUCUUCGGUGCCAUGAAGGGUGCCUCUGACGGUGGUAUCUUCAUUCCUCACUCCGAGAGCCGUUUCCCCGGUUACGACAUCGAGGCUGAGGAGCUCGACGCCGAGACUCUCCGCAGCUACAUCUUCGGUGGUCACGUUGCCGAGUACAUGGAGGGCCUCGCUGAUGACGAUGAGGAGCGUUUCCGCGGCCAGUUCCACAAGUACACCGAGAACGAGAUUGACGCCGGUGACAUUGAGGAGCUCUACGCCGAAGCCCACAAGGCCAUCCGUGCCGACCCCUUCAAGAAGGACGAGUCCGAGGGCCCCAAGAAGACUAAGGAGGAGUGGAAGGCUGAGAGCAAGAAGUACCGCAAGACCAAGCUCUCCCAUGAGGAGAAGAAGGCUCGUGUUGAGGCUAAGAUCCGUGAGCUUGCUGCUUAAAUGUUUUUUCCUUGACCGGAAGGCGGAUUGAUCGUACUUGAUGCCUAGCUGAGUGCGAUAGUCAAAGCAGAAAAGUUUACUUUUGUCCACAAUAUAGGGCUUGCCAGUCGUCGAUUCUUCAGAUAUCCUGCUUGUAGCUUGAUGACUUUAUGACGAUGUUUGUUUUUUGUCUAGGGCUUAUUUCCGGAGUAUUAUUGGGCGCGGGCAAUCGAAUGGGUU